Molecule: messenger RNA, 1059 nt
Organism: Eremomyces bilateralis CBS 781.70
Lineage: Eukaryota; Fungi; Ascomycota; Dothideomycetes; Eremomycetales; Eremomycetaceae
Product: flavin-nucleotide-binding protein
Exons: 2
Coding region: 157-909 (250 amino acids)
Source: RefSeq, a predicted model, not a curated record
UAUUAAGGCGACUGAGGCCUCACCACGAAAAUGGCGCAACCAGAAUAUGCUCAGACACCAAGGAACUCUGUGAAUCGCAAAAAGCAAAUUGCACACUAUGAUUACCAAACAAUCCAUUCCAUCAUCGACACCGUCCCAGUGCUUCAUGUCUCAUUCAUGCCGAAGGAUGAGCAAGAUGGCUUUCCGACCAUCCUCCCAAUGUUAGGCUGCACAGGGAAUUUCGAAACCCGAUAUCUCCCUAACAGCCAGGCUGCCGAACCCGGCACCGACGGUCCUGGAGCCUUUCCUGAGGAUGACAACCGCUCUCCCGAUGAGCCUGACCCGUCUCAGGGCCCUCGCACGAUAUACAUUCACGGACACGUAUCUGCGCGUCUAUUGAAACUGCCAACUAGUGACGACCCUGCCCCAAGCCCUGCGCCAGUGUGCAUCGCAGCCACGCACAUCGACGGCCUUGUGCUGGCGUUGACGCCCUUCCACCACAGCUGCAACUACCGCAGCGUCGUCGUCCACGGCCUUGCGACCCUCGUGAUAGACCAGGACGAGAAAGACUACGCCAUGCACCUGAUCACCGACAACGUGCUGGCGAUGCGGUGGGCGAACUCGCGAACUCCGCCGACGAAGGCGGAGUUGCAGAGCACGUCGCUCUUGCGGAUUGAUAUCGUCAACGCCAGCGCUAAGAUCCGCAUUGGGGGACCGAGUGAUGACCGGCAUGAUUUGAAGGACGAGGAGGUCACCGGUGGGGUUUGGGCGGGGACGGUGCCGAUGUAUUUGCAGUAUGGGGAGCCGAUCGAGAGUAGCUAUAAUCAGGUCAAAACGGUGCCGCGAUAUCUCGAGGAGUGGAGGAGGAAGGAGAAUACGGAAGCGAAGGAGAAUGCUGAGCAGGCUGUGAGGGAGGUGAAGAAGAAAUGAGUUUCGAACGCUCAACUUACCAUGUAUUCAUGUGUCGGUUAAGAUGGCUUAAGUCGCGACGACUAGACCUCUUCCCCAUGUGGGCGUCGUCAUUGCAUAGAUGCUCUCCUAGAUACUAUCAUGCCAACUAGUGUAGACUUUCGUUCCUUG